Messenger RNA from Yarrowia lipolytica CLIB122, 1497 nucleotides. Lineage: Eukaryota; Fungi; Ascomycota; Dipodascomycetes; Dipodascales. The record is from RefSeq and is a predicted model, not a curated record.
AUGCCUCUCGAACUCCCCUCGCUCAACGCCUCGAUUGUCGGCAACACCGUUCAGAACGGCGCUGUUGAGCAGUUUCUCAACAUCCGAUACGCCGACAUUCCUGGCAAGUUUGAGAAGCCCGUGCUCAAGAACGAUUGGAACGGCGCGGAGAUCGACGCCACCAAGGUCGGUCCCGUGUGCCCCCAACCCCGCACCCCAUUCAACUUCUUCUCCGUGCCAGACGACCUCUGGGAGAAAGUCAAUGUGGACACGUACCAGGACGGUCUGCUGUGCGACAACCUGAUUGUGACGCGACCGAAGGGCGUGUCUGCCAACGCCCGGCUGCCCACUGUUGUGUGGAUCCACGGCGGCUCCAAUAUUGAGGGCAGUAUCUACAACCUCAUCUAUGAGCCCCAGUUCCUGGUGGCAGAGUCGGUGCGAGUAGGCAAGCCGAUUGUGCACGUGUGUAUCGAGUACCGACUGGGUCUCGCGGGCUUCCUCACCAAGAACGGCAAGGGCAACUGGGGCACGUGGGAUCAGUACACGGGCUGCCAGUGGGUCAACCGCCACAUUCAGGACUUUGGAGGCGAUCCUUUGAACGUGACAUUGACCGGUGAGUCUGCCGGCUCUGUAGCAGUCCAUAACAUGCUCAUCAAGGACUCCAUGAACGGCCGAAAGUUGUUCCGAAAUGCCGUCAUGAUGAGUGGCACUCUCGAGACCAUCACUCCUCAGCCUCCCAAGUGGCAUGCUCGUUUGGAGGAGAAGGUGGCCAAGGUCACUGGCAAGGAAGUGGCCGACCUUGCUUCUCUGUCCGAUAAGGAGCUGCUCGACGCCCAGAUCAAGCUCAAUGUGGCUGUGUGCAUGACUUGCGACGACGGCGACUUUUUCGAGCCCGGAUGGAAGCAGCAUCUGACUCCUGACUGGCUCGACAAGCUCAUCAUCUCCGAUUGCAAGGACGAGGGCAUGCUGUAUUUCCUGCCAGUCAACGCGCAGGACGACGAGGAGCUGUUGGCAAAGGUGGCCAAGUCGCCCGUGGGUAAGGAGAUUUCCGAGCUUUACGGCAUCAAGGAGGGUGGCGAUAUCAAGUCUGCGUGUCUCGAUCUCAAGACUGACGCCACCUUCAAUUACUUUAACCAUCUGCUGUUCAAGAAGAUGGAGGAGGCCCGAAACAACGGCUCCACUUCUCGAGUUUACCGUCUGGCCGUCGAUGAGCCCAACCCCCACAACCCCGACCAGCGGGCCCACCACGCCGUCGACGUGCUGUACAUGUUCAACUCGACCAAGUUCAACGAGCACGGCGACAAGCUGUCUCGGCUGUUCCAGAGCCACUUUUUGCGGCUGGCGUAUGGCCUGGAGCCCUGGGACCAUCGAAACUUUGGAGUGUACAGAAACGGCGGCUACCAGCAGCUGCCGCUGAGUGAGUUGAACAAGGUCCGACCCGUCGAGCGGUACGAGGCGCUGUCCAAGAUGGACUUUGGCCAGGUUGGGCGUUUGUCCAAUGCGCUUUCGCGCCUAUGA